Molecule: messenger RNA, 6746 nt
Organism: Megalops cyprinoides (Indo-Pacific tarpon)
Lineage: Eukaryota; Metazoa; Chordata; Actinopteri; Elopiformes; Megalopidae
Gene: fyco1a
Product: FYVE and coiled-coil domain autophagy adaptor 1a
Exons: 18
Coding region: 101-4540 (1479 amino acids)
Biological process (GO): plus-end-directed vesicle transport along microtubule; positive regulation of autophagosome maturation
Cellular component (GO): lysosome; late endosome; autophagosome
Molecular function (GO): metal ion binding
Source: RefSeq, a predicted model, not a curated record
GUUAGUGUGUACUUGUAAACUACCUCAACUGCCCAGGAUCACCUAGUUUUAACAGACUGUGUGACCUCGUGACCCCGGUUGCCGGGGACUGGGCCGGACCAUGGCCACCAGUGCUGCAGUUGGAGAGAGCCAGCUCCAGAGGAUUAUCCGAGAUCUGCAAGAUGCGGUGGCAGAGCUCACUAAGGAGUACAGAGAGAGCGGGGAGCCCAUCACUGAUGACAGCUCCAACCUGCACAAGUUCUCCUACAAACUGGAGUACCUGCUGCAGUUUGACCAGAAGGAGAAGACAACGUUCUUGGGAACCCGCAAAGACUACUGGGAUUAUUUCAUUGACUGCCUGGCCAAGAUAAAGGGAGCCAAUGAUGGGAUUCGCUUUGUCAAGUCCAUCCCUGAGCUGAAGACAUCUUUGGGGAAAGGCAGGGCCUUCAUUCGCUACUCCCUGGUCCACCAGCGGCUGGCCGACACCCUGCAGCAGUGCCUGAUGAACCAGCGCGUUACCAGUGAUUGGUAUUAUGCACGCAGCCCAUUUCUUAAACCUCACCUGAGCGUCGACAUCAUCAACCACCUGUACGAGCUCAACGAGGUCCAAUUCGACGUGGCCUCCAGAGGUCAUGACCUGGACUCUGCCUGGCCAACCUUUGCCAGGAGGACCCUGGGAUUAGCCAACUCGCCUGCUCACAUGUGGAAACCGCCCAGCCGUAGCUCCAGCAUCAACAGCCUAGUCAGCACCUACUCACAGCAGGCGCAGGAGUUCCCCUGUAGCCCGGACCUGGGCCACGGCCUCCUGGACGAGUCGGGCGAGCCGCCCGGCGUGGGCACGGUGGACGAGCUGCGGCUGGAGCUGGACCGCUCGGAGCUGAAGCAGCAGGAGCUGCUGGAGCGCGUGCGGCAGAUGAGCGAGGAGGGCACGGAGCUGCGGCGGGUGGUGGAGGAGCUGCAGGCCCAGCUGGACGUGGCACUGGCCUCGCACGGCGCCUUCAGCCAGCUUCAGCAGAGCCUGCGCAUGCUGGAGGAGGACUCCGCCCACAAGCAGCGGCAGCUGGAGCAGCUGCGGCGGGAGGCGGGCGAGGCGGGCGAGAGGGCGCAGGCCCUGGCCCAGGAGCUGGACGCCCUGAGGGGCGGCGAGCAGGCCAGGGAGGAGGUCUCCCGCGACCUGCGGGCCAAGCUGGCCACGGCCGAGCAGCGGAACGUGGAGUUGAUGGCCCGGCUGGACGGGGUGCUGAGCGAGAAGGGCCAACAGACCGCCAGCUACUUUGACUCGGCGCAGAAGAUCCACGACCUGCUGGACAAGCUGAACGAGGCAGAGCGGGAGAAGCUGGAGACCCUGAAGGCAGGAGAGGAGAGGGCGCGGCUGGCAGACAGGCUCGCGGAGGAGGUGCGGCAGAAGGAGGCCGUCCUGAGGGAUAACGAGGCCCGGCUGGCCGCCCUGACGGCAGCCGCUGGGGAAGAGAGAGCCAGGCUGCUGGAGCAGGCCGAGGAGCUGCAUGAUGGUGCGGACAAGUUGCAGGGGGCACUAACACUGAAGGAGAAGGAGGCCAGCAACCUGCAGAUGCAACUGCAGGUCCUGCAGAGCUCCCUGGAGGCCCGAGAGAGGCAGGCGGAGGAGCUGAAGAGGAGGACGCAAGAGGAGAAGGAGGAGCUCCAGCAAAGGUACGGCAGCCUGAAGGAUUCCCUAGAGGGCCAGCUCCAGGACAUCACAGAGCAGCUCAGGGCCAAGGAGAAGGAGCUGUCCGCCGGCACCAAGAGGGUCCAGGACCUGGAGAAGCAGGCGGAGAGCAUGGGGAGGGAGAGGGACGCACUGAGCGGCAGUGUGGCCGAGCUAGAGGGAAGCUUGAAAGACCAGAGCAAGAAGAUGGAGGAGUACAAGACCCAGUGCGCCAGCCUGAUGGAGCUCAAUGGCAAGCUGCUCCAGACAGUCAAGAGGAACGAGGAGACAAAGAGGGAGCUGACAGAGAGCCGGGCGGCCCUGGAGGGCGAGCUGGCCGCCCUGCGGGCGUUGGAGAAGCAGCUGAGGGGCCAGCUGGAGGAUGCCAAGGUGACGGUGGAUGAGAAGGAGAGGAGGCUGCGGGAGGAGAACCGGCGGCUGGAGGAGGCCUGCCAGAGGGCGCUUCUGCAGAGGCAGCUCUCAGAGGCGGCGCUGAAGAAGCUGGAGCAGGAGAACCGGGAGUUGAGGGAGGAGCAGGCCACUGUCAAGGGGGCGCUGUCCUCCAUGCAGGCCGAGCUGCGCACCAUCAGCGCCCAGAUCUCCGAGCUGGAGAAGAGCCUGGCCGCCUCCCGCAAGAGCGAGGCCGACCUCCAGGAGCAGCUCCGGGAGAAGGCUGGCCGCUGCCGGGAGCUGGAGGCCAGGGUGGAGGUGCUAGAGCAGGAGAGGAGCGGCACCGGGGAUAAGGAGGCACAGGAGGCCACCUCCCGCCUCUCGCUGGUAGAGGCCCAGCUGGACCUGAACCUCAAGGAGGUCUCCAGGCUGCAGGCGGAGGUGCUGGAGCUGCGGGCCAAGCUGCAGAGCACUGGGGAUGAGGAGGCCAAGGUGAGGGCGCGGCUGGAGGUGGCGGAGGCCUCACGGGACGAACUCAAGGUCCUGACGGAGCAGCUACAGGGGCGGCUGGAGGAGCUGAACCGUGGGCACCUGGAGGAGCUGCAGCACUGCAGGCUGGAGGAGGAGGUCGUGAGGGCGGAGGGUGAACGGGCCCGGGCUGACCUGGUCUCCGAGGCCAACUCUGCAAGAGAGGAGCUGACCUCUCUGAAGGAACGCAACGAGAAGCUGGUCCUGGAGGUGGCGGAGGCCAGGGAGGGCCUCCACCGGGCCAACAUGGAGAUGGCCGAGCUGGGCAUCACCGUCUGCAAGCUGACCUCGGAGAACCAGGAGGCGCGGCAGAAGUUGGCGGACGUCUCGGCGCGGCUGCGGGAGGUGGAGGAGGAAGGGGCCCGGGAGAUGGACAGGCUGACCGCCAGCAUGGCCACACUGAGGGAGGAGAACGCAGCUCUGCAGGAGGACCUGGGCCGGGCAGAGAACCUCCCAACCACGGUUCAGGACCUCCAGGGCAGGCUGGAGCGGGCGGAGACCCAGGCCCAGAGCCUCCGGGAGUCAACGCGUGAGGAGAUCGCUGCCGUCAAGUUCCAGAUGAGCAGCGAGGCCAUGAACUACCAGAAUCAGAUCAAGACUGCCAGUGAGGAGGUGGUGUCUCUUCAAGGACAGCUGAAGGCAGAGCUAGAGAAGGUGUCUCGUCUGGAGACCAGAGUGUCUGAUCUGGAGGCCGUGAACGGGGAGAACUGCCGGCUGAUUGGAGAGAAGCACGACGCUGCCAUGCAGCAGAAGGAGGAGGAGCUACAGCGGCUGAGGGAAAACUUGGAAAGAGCUGAGGCGGACCUAUCGUUAGCAAAGAGAGGAUGCGAGGAGCUGAAGGAAAAGCUCGAGACUGCCCUGGCUGAAAAACAAAGCCACGCCCUCAAGAUGGCCGCCGAGGUAGAUGACCUGUGCAGAACCAAGACCAAUCUGGAGGAGCGCCUCAUCGAGCUCAUCAGGGAUAAGGACGCUCUGUGGCAGAAGUCGGACGCGCUGGAGUUCGAGCAGAAGCUGCGGGCGGAGGAGCAGUGGUGGCUGGUGGACAAAGAGGCCACCCACUGCCUGGGCUGCCAGAGCCAGUUCACCUGGCUGCUGCGGAGGCACCACUGCAGGCUGUGCGGACGCAUCUUCUGCUACUACUGCAGCAACAACUUUGUGAUGACGAAGCACGGGGGCAAGAAGGAGCGCUGCUGCCGCGACUGCUACUCCCAGCACAGCGCCGUGGUGGAGCGCCUCACGCAGGCCGAGCUGGGCAACCACGCCCCGCCCUCUGGCCCCGCCCCCGCCCCUUACACGCCCACACCCAGGGUCACAGUGACAGACCCGUCUCACAAGCCGGACGAUGGCACCUUUGACAUCAUCACGGAGGAGGAAGUGAACGGGAUCUACGACAGCGACUCUCUGUCCCAGACCACAGGAGACUCUCCAGAGAGGGACCAGGGGACGAGGGGCCCGCCUGCUAACGCGGAGCUAAGUACAAGCACCAGCACAGGAGGAGACACAAUCCCUGACGACCCCGAGGAGCUGAUGGCCACCGUGCAGGACGCUGAGAUAUACCUGCUCAAAUCUGGAGAACUCACGCUGAGCGUGCCCCUGACCCUGGAGGAGAUUGCACAGUUUGGGGAUGCCUCCCGGGAGCUCUUCAUCAAGUCCAGCUGCUACAGCAUGAUCCCCAUGGAGGUGCGCGAGGCCGGGCACACCAUCAGCUGGGUCUUCUCCUCCGAGCCCAAGAGCAUCUCCUUCAGCGUGGUGUACAGGGAGGCGGCCGACGCCCCGCUGGAGCAGGCCAAGGUUCUGAUCCCUUUGACUCGCUGUGACUCCCACAAGGAGACGAUUCAGGGCCAGCUCAAAGUCAGGAAUCCAGGCACCUACACACUCAUCUUCGACAACUCCUUCUCCAGAUUCAUCUCAAAGAAAGUCCUCUAUCAUUUGACAAUUGAGAAGCCAAUCAUCUACGAUGGAAGUGACUUUCCAUAGGCAAGAGGGGAGGUCUUUAGCCCCUCCUCUUCCUGGGUGCCACAUCUUUGUGUUUCUGUAUAAGAUUGUGGUGUAAAAUCUGUAGCAUCAGUGUAUAUCUUAGUUUUGAGAUCAUGUUUUGGCAUGUGUUAGUUACUAAUUGAAGUACAACUGAGGGGAUAUUUUUUGUUCAUAAAACAUUGGCAUUAGCUUCAAUUUACCACCCACAGUUUUAAGAAAAUACAAAAACAAGAGUAACUGAAGACAGUUCUUUCCUUUUUGUUUUUGUUUUUUUCUUUAUUUUUGCCAAGUUCUUUACCGGUGGAGCACGGAGGUGGUAACUGGAAGCUAAAGCUGAGUAAGUAAGACCCAAAUGCCUCUCAAAACACAUUACGAUGCGUUCAUCAAAACAAAGACAACAAAAUGGACGCAAAACAAAAUCUAUGCAACCUCACAACUUUUUAAAUUGCACAUGACAUCCGAGUAAGGGCAAGAAACGGUUAGAGAUGUCGAAAAACUCUGAAAACUCCAGAGCUGGGGCAUGGACGAGCCAUAGGCAGCCUCUGGGUGGCACUAGAGCUAAGGCCCACUGUGCAAUAAGUGACCACUGCCUCCGUGACAUGAUCGAGGACAGUCAUAGGGCGGCAAGCGGUUGGGAUUCAGAUGCUGUGUGAACUUGUUCAGUAUUGGUUACGAUGCUUUGGAGAAAGCGGAAGCAAGCAAUAAUCUCCAAACAAAUGUUUUUAGAUUUCAGGUCACCUUAUAGGAAACCCCACUGCAAAAUCUGUUGUAGAAAUUUGGGUUUUAACACUCCUACUCCAUAGCAGAACAACAAAUUGAGAAACAUUAUAACUCAUAGUAUUCUGUUAUAUCACCAGUUCCCACAAUAUUUAUAAUUAAGGCUUUUAAAACUGAGGAAUCAUGGUUAUAACACGUUUUAAGGACAUAACUCAGUCACUACAUAAGGAUAACGUUGCUAUAACAUUACUUGUACAACACAGGAAAAUCAUUAGCACCAGCAGGUCUGUGCCAGUAGUGUCUUUCAGAGGACUCUGUGGUCACUCCCGAUGCAGUCCACCUCUCUCUGCUGGGGGAUAACGCCAUCAUCAAGGUCCGGUGCCGUGUUAGCAGUGCGGUAAUGUAGAUUCUGUAUCACAGCAACAUUUUAACCAGGGGUAGCCCUCAAAUCCCCCCCUGGGGUGCGGAAACCAGACUCUCAGUUCUGAGUGAAUAUUGUCAUUGUUUUCAGUGACAGCAGUCAGCAAUAUAAUCCAAAGCACUACAUCUGUGUCAUUAAGGGCGGAGGGAACGUUGUGGUAAUUCCCCUCCUGAGGGUUUUGAAGCACUUUCAGCUGCUGGAUGGAAACCAUGGGAACAGAGAAGGGAGUGUGGCGAGUCAUGGCAAACCUGUGUUCAGGUAAUGUCACCUCCUGUCACCUGUCAAGCUCCCAAUGCAAUGGUCUUUCACAAGGUGACAGGUGUUAGAUAACAGGUAGUAAUUUUGGUCAACCCUUCCGAUGAUGUCACCCGUCUGAGGAGCACACUGCGUGUUUCCUGUUAGGUCUUUUGUGUAACGGAAAGGAAAAAGGCCUUAACGUAAAAUUAACCACAAAAGCGAGGCGUGGGUGUACUGCUCUGGCAGCCUUCAGGCAAAACCCACCUAUUUGCUUUUUUCCCAGGGUUUUCCAGGUAACCAUCUGAGCCAUGCAGCUUUCGAUACAAAAAACCGGGCAGUAGUGGACUGAGGAGCUGCUUUUCGGGGGUUAAUUCAUACUAAACGCCAGGCGGGUCGUUUAUCGCACGCUGCUGUCACCAAACGCUAUGAUACUGUGCAGCAGUGAUCAGGCCUUGCGGUCCCAAAACUGCAAUCACACUCACUACCUACAUGUCCUCACCACACACGAGUGUCUAACCACACCCACCUAGUACCGUUUGUGAAGUUCAGGCUUUUAGAAAUGUAUGCUUUUACUUUUCAGAUGACUUUUAAACAGCAGUAAUGAUAAUUAUAAUGAUAAUACAGAUAAUAAUGCUACAGAUCUUUGGGAUUUGUGUAUUUUUUGUACUCAUAGAAGCCAAAUGUGUAAAACCAAGUAGACCACUGUUGGUCAGCCAUGUUUUCCCUCAUCUCCAGACUUUGAAGAAAUAGGACAAGAAUCCUUUAAUCUCAGAGGGUUCUGCUGACAUAUUUUUAUAUUCCUUCCAGUAUUCAAACACUAUACAACAUUGG